AUUGAAAAACAGUAGAAGUAAGGCUUAAAAACACUUUUCAACUCUGCUGACUCUCACCCUCUCACUUGUAGCCCUAGUUUUCAACUGCCCUAAUUCUCUCUCUCUCUCUCUCUCUCUCUCUUUAAUUUAUUUGGAGUUUUCAUUUUUCCUUCUCAUUUCCACAAUUCUCUCUUACUUCACAUUUCUCUCAAUAUCUCUUUUUUUCCCCCUUCUGAUCGGAAAAAGUUACCGCCGGUUACCGUAAAUUAUGGAAUGGGCUACAGGAAGUUUCAGACCGUUUGUUUCUCGAGCUCCUGAAUCUUCGUUUGGGUUUCUUUAUAACUAUAAUCUUGAACAAUUUCAGGUUUCAGGCGUAGAUGUGAAGCAUUCGGCCAUGGCGGGGGCGUCGGAGACAGUGCUGCAAGGGUUGGUUCCAGGGAUGGAUAUGAACAGCUACGGGAAUUUGGAGAAGAAGAAGCGGCUGAGCAGCGAGCAGCUUGAGUCGCUCGAACGAAGCUUCCAGGAGGAGAUCAAGCUCGAUCCCGACCGUAAACAGAAGCUGUCAAAGGAACUUGGUCUGCAGCCUCGUCAGAUCGCAGUUUGGUUUCAGAACCGUCGUGCAAGGUGGAAGGCAAAGCAACUCGAGCAUCUCUAUGAUACUCUCAAACAGGAGUUUGAUGCCAUUUCUAGAGAGAAACAUAAGCUUCAAGAAGAGGUAAUGAAGCUGAAGAGCAUGCUGAGAGAGCUUCAAGCUGCAAGGAACCAAGUGUCAACGGUGUACACCGACUUGUCGGGGGAGGAGACAGUGGAAAGCACCUCGGUAGGAGCUGGCUGCUCGAGCAAGCCAAGACCGGUAGCUGCAGCAGCAGCCGUGGCAGCGGCAAACCACUACACGACGCCACCAGAGCAAUGCAACUAUGUGUUUAACACUGAGGAGUACAACCCUAUGUCCCCAGCUUUCUGGGGUUCUCUCCCAUCCUCUUACCAUCCCCAGUAGACUUUGUGUGCUUUAAUUCGUCCCUUUUGCCCUUUUUUGCUUUUUUUUUUUUUUAAAAUCAAGUUUUAAUGUCUCCCAACUUAGUUUCUUUCUUUCUUUUUUCUUUUUUUUUUUUCUUUUUUUGAAGAAAAAGUUAAGAUUGUGAAGUGAGAGUUUAAAUUAGGGUUUAGAGAAUACUUUUGAAAUUUGACAGUGUUUCUAAUAUCAUAUCCUGGAGUCUAGAGAUCCGUUUGGACAGUUCAGAUCAUACCACCUCAAAUCUGGUUUUGAAUUUAUAUAUAUAAAUAUAUGAGGGGGAAAAAUUUAAGAAAUAACUUAUGGGAAAAAGAAUUAUUAAGAAAGAGUUGAGGUUAUAUGAUCUGAACUUUCUGUGCUGAUCUAAGAAGAUCCCAGUUUAAUAAAAUUGAACUUCUCUUUUGUGUUCACUAA
Messenger RNA from Cucumis sativus (cucumber), 1405 nucleotides. Its product is annotated as homeobox-leucine zipper protein ATHB-22. Gene Ontology annotation, molecular function: sequence-specific DNA binding; DNA-binding transcription factor activity, RNA polymerase II-specific. Gene Ontology annotation, cellular component: nucleus. The transcript has 3 exons. Bases 248 to 976 code for a protein of 242 amino acids. NCBI's taxonomy places the organism in Eukaryota, Viridiplantae, Streptophyta, Magnoliopsida, Cucurbitales, Cucurbitaceae. The record is from RefSeq and is a predicted model, not a curated record. Gene Ontology annotation, biological process: positive regulation of DNA-templated transcription.